Molecule: messenger RNA, 1651 nt
Organism: Cucurbita pepo subsp. pepo (vegetable marrow)
Lineage: Eukaryota; Viridiplantae; Streptophyta; Magnoliopsida; Cucurbitales; Cucurbitaceae
Product: putative magnesium transporter NIPA6
Biological process (GO): magnesium ion transport
Cellular component (GO): membrane
Molecular function (GO): magnesium ion transmembrane transporter activity
Source: RefSeq, a predicted model, not a curated record
UGGAUUCAACGUUAUGAUUGGGAGAGAAGCAAAGGGGGAAAAAUAAUGUGGGGAUUAGCUGUUGGACUGACAUAUGAAAAAACGUGCACCAAUUUCUCAAAUCAGAAAUCCUUCUUCCCAUUGAGAAGCAGCUGCUCUGUUCACACUGUGCUCGUCGUUGUUGUUGUUCUUCUUCUUUUGCCUGCAAAAUUUGGAAUUAGAUGAAAAUCUGCAGCAAUCCAUGACCACCAAUGAGCCUUCCAUCUCCGCCAAUGAUAACCUAAAGGGUUUCCUUCUUGCUAUGUUGUCCAGUGCCUUUAUUGGCUCCAGUUUCAUCAUCAAGAAGUUGGGUCUUCGUCGCGCCGGCGCCUCGGGUUCUCGAGCCAGUUCUGGUGGAUAUGGAUAUCUAUUAGAGCCACUUUGGUGGAUCGGCAUGAUUACCAUGAUUGUUGGGGAAUUUUCAAAUUUUGUGGCUUAUGUUUAUGCUCCUGCCAUUCUUGUGACACCACUUGGAGCAAUAAGUAUAAUUGUUAGUGCUGUACUUGCACAUUUUUUCUUGAAGGAAAGAUUGCAGAAAAUGGGUGUAUUGGGGUGUGUUUUAUGUGUUGUAGGGUCUACAAUGAUUGUGCUACAUGCACCUGGUGAACGUACUCCGAGUUCGGUAGACGAGAUAUGGGAACUAGCUAUUCAACCAACUUUCCUUCUCUAUACGGCUUCGGUGAUAGCUAUCGUGUUGUUUCUGGUGUUGUAUUGUGAACCCCGAUAUGGACAGACGAACAUACUCAUUUACGUUGGGAUAUGUUCCAUAAUUGGAUCGUUGACGGUAAUGAGUAUCAAAGCUAUUGGCAUUGCGAUAAAGCUUACGUUGGAGGGUUGGAGUCAGGUUGCUCACUUCCAAACAUGGGUCUUUGUAAUGGUUGCAAUCUCGUGCAUAAUUAUUCAGUUGAAUUACUUAAACAAGGCUUUGGAUACAUUUGACACUGCGGUUGUUUCGCCCAUUCAUUAUGCAAUGUUCACAUCUUUCACCAUCUUCGCCAGUGUCAUAAUGUUCAAGGAUUGGUCGGGUCAGAGUGCUAGCAGCAUUGCAUCAGAACUCUGUGGAUUUGUAACCAUACUUUCUGGGACCGUCGUCUUGCACGAUACAAGAUCGCCCGAUCCUGCCUCUGUUUCAGAGAUGUACAUGUCUGUCUCGCCUCAAGUGUCGUGGUAUUUCCCCGCAAACGGCGAUACCUGGAAACGACAAUCCGAAGAAAUGCUAUUGCCAGAUUUUGAUGCAAUCCUCAAACAAGACCAUUUCACAUGAGAUCAAAGGUAAUUCAUGCACAUUACUUACUAAUGCAUCUCCACUGCACACCAAACAAAUGCAACUAAAUUUUGGAGAAAUCUGCAUAUAUAGUUAGUUUAAUGCGUUAUUUGGUAGAACGGUUUCAGCGGAGUUUCGUUUUCUUUCUCUGCUCGACCGUUCGAGAUUGAAGAACGAGUAGGGCUUGUGCAACGUAGUAUGUACUUUGUAACAAUUCAUUUUGUUCCUAAGAACACAGCUUCUUCCCAUCCCUUUUCACCUUUAGGCCUCUAACACCUCCCUCUCUCAUAACAUUAUUUUGUAAAGUAGAACAGAUCUUGUGGAUCAAAAAUGUAAUCUGCUUUGUUUUGUGUGUAUACUUUUUGUUCA